AUGAAUUUUAAUGUUUGGAAUAUCAAAGACAUGCUUAGUAUUCCCUCAGGCUCUGGGACCACUAAGUCAUCUAAUUGGAUUAAUAAUCAGACUGAUUACUCUAGUCUCAGUGAUUCUCAAUUCCUCUUCGGAUCUCAGUUCUGUCCAGAAAAUUCAGAGACCAUGUUAGCACCCUUGGACUUUGGUACCCACCUGAGAUAUCCAAAACAGUCACAACAGAAUUCCCUAGAAAGUGAACCUACUAUUUUCACAAAGUACCAGGCAAAACCCCAGCUGUUUGGAGGAGAUACAAAAGAUGGAGGCUUAUUUCCUCUUCCUUCAUCAGUUGGAAAAUCAAAAGGACUCAUGGAACAGUUUGAGGAGAAAAAGAAAAGAACAAAAGACAAAUGUGACAGUGAGACUCUAUACAACUUUGUUUCCCAUGUUACAGAAAGCAUUCAUAGGUUGCAGACAUCUGUGGAAAAGUCUGAAGAACAUCUUAGUUUAAGAAGCCAAUCUAUUUUGGAUUCUUUGGAGACUGUGGCCAAGACAUUGCAAGAGACUGCUCGGGCCCAAAAUGACCUGGUAUUUGAGGCAGUACAGGACAAAGGCAACAUGGAACAGGCCAUCCUUGAGAUGCAGAAGAGAUUUGAAGCUAGACAAGCAGAGUUUAUAGAAAUGAAAUCAAACUUGAAGCACCUUGAAACUCUAGUUGCCCAGCAGAAUAAGGACUUCCAACAGCUGUGUGACAAGAUAGGCCAGCUGAAUGUGCCCAGUGUCUUAGCAGAGCUGAAGAGUUUGAUCUCAGUGUCUCGGGUACCUGGGCAUGUGAAAGACAACACUUCUCAGACAUCGCCACCUCUGGCCCAGAGCCUUAAUCUUACCAGGCAGGAAAAAUACAUCUCUAAGGAACGAGUUUUAUGGCAGGCCCAGCCCCUCCCUAGUAUAGGCUCCCUACAGCCUGGAGAAUCCAGUGUCUGGGGUGAUGCUCUUCAAGAAGAGGCAACAUCGUUGGCAGCUUGGCCCCAUAAAGGAAAUGGGCAUGUAACAGACAAGGCAGUGCAGACUAACUGCAAGAACUGGGCCAUUACUAAAAUGGAUCCCAAGAACCAUGGCUCCAGUAUCCCAUGCCACAAAGUUUCUGAUGACAAGGACCCAGUUUCCCAAGGAACCCCACCGUUCAAGUCUAGGAACUUUAACAACUUUACAACCAGCAUUAAGAAUGCCUGCCAAAAAUGUCAAGCCAAAAGCAUGUUUUUGUGUGACCCAUGUGAACAAUUGGCAAUUAAACAGAAAGGAAGGACUGUAGAAAGAGGGAGAAAAGGCAAGAAGCAGCAGCCCAGGAAAGCCCACAGAGGCAGGCUCCUAGCCAAGAAGAGAGAACAAACCCCAAGCAAGACCUGUGCUUUCAGUUCUAAAUAUCAAAGUCUUCAGUCUUCAGUUUCUGGUUCACAAAGGCCCCCCAUGGGGCAGCAGGAACCCGUUGCUCAGCCCCUACAUCUACAGGGCCCCAGGAGUCUCACAAAGUCAGUCUGCCCUAUUCUGGGAGGAACAGUCAUGCCCAAUAAGACCUCAAAGACAGUACAAGGUAGCUUCUUGCAGCUUAGCCAUUCCUCUUCCCAAGACAACAGCCUGCUUUCCAGCAGUUCCCAGAGGGAUCAUCAGAUGAGCUGGUUCAGUGACCUCAACAGUGACCUCAGCCUUGGAAGUUCAGAGCCCUCUCUGUGCAAGGAGCCAGGGAAAAAUUUGCUCUAUGACUUGGGUUUUGAUAGCAGUGAUGAUGGCUUCUGA
Otolemur garnettii (small-eared galago) is the source of this 1770-nucleotide messenger RNA. RefSeq names its product coiled-coil domain containing 36 (gene IHO1). The transcript is spliced from 7 exons. Gene Ontology annotation, cellular component: condensed nuclear chromosome. Lineage: Eukaryota; Metazoa; Chordata; Mammalia; Primates; Galagidae. Gene Ontology annotation, biological process: homologous chromosome pairing at meiosis; DNA recombination; meiotic DNA double-strand break formation. The coding region runs from base 1 to 1770 and encodes 589 amino acids. The record is from RefSeq and is a predicted model, not a curated record.